Molecule: messenger RNA, 501 nt
Organism: Penicillium taxi
Lineage: Eukaryota; Fungi; Ascomycota; Eurotiomycetes; Eurotiales; Aspergillaceae
Product: peptide chain release factor family protein
Exons: 2
Coding region: 1-501 (166 amino acids)
Biological process (GO): translational termination
Cellular component (GO): mitochondrion
Molecular function (GO): translation release factor activity
Source: RefSeq, a predicted model, not a curated record
AUGUUCAGCCUACGUCAAGCCAACAGGCUGACCUCAUCGGCCUCGCCUUUAAUCCGCACAUUUACAAGAACCUCAGUCCUCCCUGCAAAGCCGCUUCCACCCCGGCUCAAAAUCGACGAUGCCGACGUGAGCAUAUCAUACGUCAAGGGCACCGGCCCAGGAGGUCAGAAGAUUAAUAAAACCAGUUCUGCUGUGCAAAUCACCCAUGCGCCCUCCGGCUUGGUGGUCAAGUGUCAGGCUACGCGGUCGCAAGCUCAGAAUAGGAAGAUUGCGCGUUCGUUGCUAGCGGAUCGGGUGGAACACAUGGAGAAGGGAGAUGAGAGUCGUGUUUCGCUGAAGGCUAAGGCUGCGCAAAAGAAGAAAGCUAGUAAGAUGAAGAAGUCCAGGCGGAAGUAUCGGGCGCUGGAGAAGGCUAAGGAAGAGGAGAAAAAUGAAAAUGGAGAACUUUACAUCGAAGGUGAUAACCUACCUGAACAGAAAGAGGACAUUGGAAAACAUUAG